Molecule: messenger RNA, 1332 nt
Organism: Emericellopsis atlantica
Lineage: Eukaryota; Fungi; Ascomycota; Sordariomycetes; Hypocreales; Bionectriaceae
Product: NLP4 protein
Exons: 3
Coding region: 124-960 (278 amino acids)
Source: RefSeq, a predicted model, not a curated record
GCCUCAGAGGUUACCCCCUUAUUCGCUGCGUGUCGUUGGCGCUGAUAGCACGCAGGCGAAGAGACGAUGGAACGGUGAUUUGAGGAUAUAUAGCUCGGGUCCAUGCAGCGGCGAACCUGAUCCAUGCGUGGUAUUUGCUGCCGCCAUUUCACGAUGAUGAUAGACGGCUUGAAAUUGCUUCUUGCGGUAGCGGCCCUGCUGCUGCCAGUAGUCUUCGCCAAUCCUGUCUUAAGGAUACAGAAUCCUCUGAUCGCACCGGUACCUACUUGCUACCGCACGAUGCAGAUGAACUAUCAGCCUGCCUUCGACUUUGAUAUGGAUAGCUGCUACAAUGCGCCCGCAGUAGACCCUACUGGGGCUGUCAAUCCUGGUCGAAGUACUUGCGAUAUAAAAAAUCCGAACAAUGCCGUCGAGUGCCGUGUGCCGUCGUACCUUCACAAUAAUAAUGUCUAUGUCCGUUCACGCACCAACAGCGGAUGGACUGCCCAGAUGUACGGUUACUACUUUGAGGUGGAUCACAAAGAGACCUGCUCCGGUCAUCGUCAUGACUGGGAACAUGUAGUCGUCUGGCUAGAGGGGGACGUGGUGAGAUACGUAGCUGCUAGUGCCCAUGGUGACUAUGAGGUACGUCCCGUCCAGGACGCCCUUGAAGUCAACGGACAUACCAAGAUCGUCUAUCAUCGGGACGGGAGCAGCACGCAUGCCAUGCGUUUCGCCAAAGAGGGCGAUGAGCCACCCGAGAACCAUGGCGGGUCUUGGUUCUAUGGAGGCCUGGUCGACUACUACGGGUUCCCCAAUGACGACGUGCGCGCCGCAAUGCUGGCUAAUGACUGGCUGCCGGGCAAGAUCGAUUUUUCUGACGUGCGGUUCGCCGAUGCGCUGGAGUUGGCCAAAGGCGGGUACGACAUUCCCUUGGACGUUGGCCGUGAUGACGAGGGGACGACCUAUCGCCCAUGCUGAGCUUAGCAGAGACGUUUCAUCCAAGUCGGAUCAAGCGGCGGAAACAGAGGUGGGUUUAUGCGGCAGCACGCUUGGCUUGAGGGUAUCCAAGGUGGCCGCUUUGCUCUUUCACCGACCAUAGCUAUGGGUACGUACAUAGCCAAUGUCUCUCAUCUGGCGACAAGAUCAGUGCGGACACUGCGUGGAGCAGCCUGACUUGUGGUACUCGACAUGUAAUAGUUAUGUUGUCGCUACCAUUUCAGUACCGAUUGAAAUGAAUGACGUCUAAUUGCCCGCCAGUUUGGACGCGAUCUCGGUCCGAACAAAGGUCGUGUUUGAUGUGUGUCAAUGUCAUGAAGAGGUAAAUUGGUAGAGCCCGCCCCUUACGUAAUG